Molecule: messenger RNA, 2779 nt
Organism: Olea europaea var. sylvestris
Lineage: Eukaryota; Viridiplantae; Streptophyta; Magnoliopsida; Lamiales; Oleaceae
Product: C2 domain-containing protein At1g53590-like
Exons: 10
Coding region: 436-2256 (606 amino acids)
Source: RefSeq, a predicted model, not a curated record
UUUUCUUUUGAUGGGGAUGGGGGGUUAAUUCAAUAGAGAGAGGUGAAUAAAGGAAAGAAUUUUUUAUGCUUUGAUCUUUAUGUCUGUGCAUACACUUUAAUCUUUAUAAACGGUGGGGGCGUUGUUGAAUAAUUUUUUUUCUCUUUUUCCUUUUUAACUGGAGAUGAACUACCAUUUUAGUAGAUCCAUGUAAAUGGAAGGCUUUUCAGUCUCUGUGUUCCCUUUUUUUGGUAGGUGCUCUCGGAUUCGGAAACUGUGAAGUGGUUGAACCAUGCUAUUGAAAAGAUAUGGCUUGUCUGCGUGGAAGAUAUAAUUUCUCAGAAAAUUCUUCUCCCAAUUGUUCCAUGGUUUCUACAAAAAUAUAAACCUUGGACUGUGAAGGAUGCUGUGGUUCAGCAUUUGUACUUGGGAAGAUCCCCACCUAUAUUCACUGAAAUGAGGGUGCUUCCGGAAUCCAAUGGUGAUGAUCACUUGGUGUUGGAAUUGGGAAUGAAUUUUCGUACUGCAGAUGAUAUGAGUGCUAUAAUUGCAGUGAAACUGACAAAAAGAUUGGGUUUAGGACUGCGGGCAAAGUUGCAUUUGUUAGGCAUGCAUGUUGAAGGAAAGGUUUUGAUUGGGGUAAAAUUCCUUCCCUACUGGCCUUAUCUUGGGCGUUUGCGGGUAUGCUUUGCGGAGCCACCGUAUUUUCAGAUGAUUGUGAAACCUAUAUUCUCUCAUGGCCUUGAUGUUACUGAACUUCCUGGGAUUGCUGGAUGGAUAGAUAAUCUGCUGGCUCUUGCCUUCGAACAAACUCUUGUGCAGCCCAAUAUGCUGGUGGUAGAUGUCGAGAAAUUUGCUUCACCUCAAAAAGAAAAUUGGUUCUCAAUUGAUGCCAAGGAGCCUAUUGCCUAUGCCAAAGUGGAAGUUCUUGAAGCUGCUGACAUGAAGCCAUCAGACUUAAACGGGUUGGCUGAUCCAUAUGUUAAGGGUCAGCUUGGCCCUUACAGAUUUCGGACCAAGAUUCAGAAGAAAAAUUUAUCUCCAAAAUGGUACGAGGAAUUCCAGAUCCCUAUCUGUACAUGGGAAUCACCAAAUGUGCUCAUCAUCGAAGUUCGUGAUAAGGAUCAUCUAUUUGACGAUGAAUUGGGAGAUUGUUCUGUAAACAUCAAUGAUCUAAAGGAUGGCCAGAGGCAUGACAUGUGGUUGUCCCUUGAGAACAUAAAAAUGGGAAGAUUGCAUCUUGCAAUAACUGUGUCCGAAGCCAAUACAAAGCGUGCAGAAAACACAUGCGACGCAGAAGGUUUUGACGAUGAGCACAGGGGAAAUUCAGUCGCAGCUGAUGCUGCUCAGAGAGGCUCCUCAUCUAGAUCAUCUGAGAAGUCCCCGAAAGUUGCAGACAAGUUUGAGCCGAUUGACAUUGAAGGGCAACGAGGGACUGGGAUUUGGAUUCAUCAGCCAGGUAAUGAGGUUGCACAAGUGUGGGAGCCACGAAAGGGGAAGAGUAGGCACCUUGAAACUCAUCGCCUUGAUGGACAAGUUCAGGCCGAGGGUGGUGAUUCAAUUGGCUCCCGAGCAUCGACCUCCAGUAGCAUUGAUGAAAGUGUAGAUGCUAAAAGGCCACGUUCAAUAAAUCCAGUUCGACAGGGUUUACGAAAGCUCAGCUCAGUGUUCCACAGGAGCCCACGAACCCCACGAACCCUACAAACCGAGGAGAAAUCCAAGUGUCUCAUUGAGCCCGAGCCUGAGCCUGAGCCUGUAUCAUCUCCUCACGCUAACAUUAGGGCCUUAAAUAGCAAGGAUAUUGGCGUGAAAUUGAUAAUAGAUGAUACUGUUGCUACUCCAUAUUCUGCAAAGGCUCUAAUAGAGAAAGAGAGUCGAGAGCCAAGUGCGCUGGACAGCCCACUAGAAGUGCAUGCGAAGGAUAUUGAUAAAGGCAUAUUGAAGCAUUCUGGAAAAAGCUUGAAAUCCACCUUUUCACGGAAAGAAUCAAGGAUAUCUGAAACUGACUCGGGAUCAACACCAUCAGAUAAUGACAAUGCUUCACAUCAUGAUUCUUCUGAUGACUCGUCUCUUCUAUCAUCAACAGACGUACCAAUUGGGGUUACUAGUUUAGUUAUUCCAGGUUCAAAUGUUUCUGUUGCAGCAUCUCGUUCUGACAAUAACUCUUUCAAGACCAAGGACAAUAUCAAUCAUAUGGAAGCCCUUUAUGGUUCGAAUUCUUUCAAGUCUAAGGAUGAUAUUGUUCAGACUCAAAAUGAGCCGACAGUAAACAAGUAAUAUGGAACAGAAAAGUCAUUCUAGAAGGAAAUGAGCCUACAUAAAUAGUAUGGACCAAAAAACGGAAGUCAUUCCAAAAGAUUGUGAGACAAUAAGCUGAUAAUCAAUCUGAAAAAACGAUCUGGUUUAGUCAUAGAUAUGACGGAGUGGAUUAAGUUGUUAGAAUACUUUGAGAAGGUUUGUGCAGUAACAUGUUCGGAUUGAAAUGCCUUAGGUAAUCGUUUUGUUUUGUUUUUUUUCCCCUUUUGUUUGCGUACGCUUUUAGCCGAUUGUUUAUGUUGUUUUGUUGUUAUUUCAGGUGUAUAUGGUGUUCUAUAUGUUGAUUUUUCUUAGCAGAAGUUUUUUCUUUCGAGAUGUUUGUGCAGUAAUCGUAAAUGUUGCUUACAAAACUUUCUGUAAAUUUGUGCACAUUUGGGGAAACUUGUACUGUAUGUUUCAACAUUCUAUUAGACAUUGCAAUAGGCAAAUGUGAUUAUCACUUUGUUACCUACCUUAUCUAUUUUAACUAGGACAGUAUGUUCCA